CAUACGAAAGGAGAGAAUCUGGGUAUAUCGUGGGAACCGUGGAUCUGUGUUUCAUGUCCGAGCAGAAGCAACGGCUACCCCUCAGCGGCUAGCAGCAGGCCACCUCAUCAGACAGGGGGACGAAACCGCCCCCCCUAAAAGAACACGGAAUCCGAAGUACCCUCUGAUAAUGGCUUAGGCCCCAGUCUGUGUCAGUGAUGAGAUUCCACAUUUUUAUCAACAAGGAGAACCUUUCACUGCGGCGGAACCUAGCAGGAAUCUAUCAUGGCCACCACCUUACAUUGCCCGUCCCGACCCAAGGAUGUGAAUGAGCUCAUCCGCCGGCUGACGAGCGCGGAUCGCAAUAAAAAAGAGGCCAGAGCACUGCAGGCCUUGGUCUGCAGUAUGGUCGAGUUGUUUCAGAACGAAAAGAAGUCUACAUACUUGAUUGAAGCCGCUCAGCUGGCUGCGAUAGUCGACGAAGCACGAUACAAAAUCCUUAUCUCAUCUUUUUGCAACGCAAUCAUUGAAUAUACCUCGGACAAUAAUAUUCUGGAUCCGGCCCUUCUCCAAACUUUCGCCCACGCUUUGCGUCGCAGGGGGACUUUGUCGGCUGAUAAUGCGAAUUUGGGUGCAGCGCUGGACAGCCUCCAUAUACGGCUUGAUAGAGCUGCCAAAGCUGCCGAAUCAGAGAAGCAGUACCAGCUGAUAUGCACGCUGAGCAUUGUUCUCGAUGCCAUGGUUGAUAUUCAUGUCACGGGCAUAGACCGUGAGUGGUUACAUAAACCACUGCGGGAUCAGCUUGACAGAUAUCGAAAGGCCCCUGAGCCACGUCUAAGGCAAGCCGCAAGCUAUGCCUAUGAGGCUUUGCGGGGGGUGCCUGAUAAUGAUGGCCCCUGGAAGGCGUUCUGUCGGAUUAGCUGGAAAGUGAUCUCUGUAUUGGCGGCUGUGGCCGGAGGUAUUUCAGAGAUGAACCCGCAGAACAUUAUCGAUGCUGCUCCGGAUGCCAUGGAAUUGUUGCAUGCCUUCAGGACUCUUGUGCGAACUGGCAAGGAAGUGAUUGAGGGAACAGAGAGCUUGAAGGACGCAUUCUUAGAUACGAUGAAAGGCCUGAAAAAGCCCAUGUUGUGGUACGGCACUCUCCGUUAUUGUCGCCUGCUUAUUGAAGCAGGAAUGUUUGGGUUGCUCAAGAAAAUAAUACCUGGACUACCUGCAUUCAAGGAGGCGUUCUGGGCCGGUAUCUAUGCUCAGCUUGAACAGACAUGGGUGGCAUCGAAUGAAUUGAAAUCCGAGAUUCAGGACUUUGCGGAAUGGUUACAUGGUCAGGAGUGCCUCAGGAUAGCCACUAGCAAAUAUCCACAGAUCUCCGAGUGGAAAAACCUGCUUGCCAGCACUUUGAAAAAUCAUUGCUGGGAACAGUCUAUGCCCGGAAAACGUCGCCACCAUAGGUACCAAUUUUGGAGGAAGGAGAAACACAAGCCGAGGCUAGACCUUUUCUGCUAUCUAUCAAACACUCUAGACACAACGUCAUGUGUCCUGCUAUCAAAAGCGUGGGAUCAAUGCCUGGAAGCCAAGCAAUACUACGCGGAUUGUCGUCUGAUACAAUAUUACACUGAGGGCGAUCAUCUGAAGAUACGGAGGAUCUCCGGCGAUGGUUUGGAUCUGCGCCAAUGUUACAUCAACCUCAGCGUGUUGGAACAAUCACCAGAGAUAGGAACACAUCGUAAGGGGUUUGAGCUUUCUCUUCGGGCCAGGCUCAAGGUCGAGGCACCGACGGAAGGCAAAGAGACGGAACUCCAGGAUCUCUUUAAUGAUCGGAAUAGACUAGAUGGCAGCAGCGGCCGUCCUAGAAGGAUCCUCAUCCGUGGCCGCGCAGGAGUUGGAAAGACCACACUCUGCAAGAAGAUCGUCCAUGAAUUUCUACACGGCCGGUUGUGGCCGGAACAUUUUGAUAGGAUACUUUGGAUCCCGCUGAGGAAUCUCAGGGCGAACCCGACCCUAGAAGCAUAUCUGGAGGACCAUUUCUUUGCCACAAGUGCAGAAAAGAAGCUUCUCGCUCAAGCACUGUGGAAGAAAGUCUUCGGUGGCAGUAACCGUACCCUUUUCCUCUUGGACGGAUUCGAUGAAGUUGUGGGUGAGCGGACUGCCGGGGGAGAUCUUGUCGAUGCCUUGAAAGACCUGUUCGACCAGGACAACAUCAUCAUGACAUCGCGGCCAUAUGCAGUCAUGUCGUCCCUGCCAGGCUUCGAUUUAGAGGUGGAAACGAUUGGAUUCCAUCCCCAUCAGGUACAAAAUUAUGUUGUACGGGUCGUGAAGAACGAAGUCCAUGCGAAGGAGAUUCGAGACUUUAUUGAAUCCCAUGCAAUCAUAGGAGGGCUGCUUCAGAUCCCCGUGCAGUUGGAUUCACUGUGCUUUACAUGGGGAGAAGGGCUUUUAGAGCACGAUGCCAAGACCAUGACAGCCCUUUACCAGGCCAUCGAAGUCAAACUUUGGAGGAAGGAUAUGGUACAACUGGGAAAGUCCGACAAACUGGGCCCAUUAACCGAUAGUCGGGCUAGGACCUAUCGUCUGCGAUCUCAGAUUGAAACAGUUAUGGAAGAUGAGGUUCGUUUAGUCGAAAUGCUGGCCUUCACUGGCCUCUACAACAACAUCAUCGAAUUUCAAUCACAGCAUAGAGAUGCGCUGUAUCAACGGUUUCCCCAUCUGAACGAUAGCAUGCUUGAUGGGCUCUCUUUCCUCCGGAGCCCUGAGUCUUCGACUGGAACAGUCAACCAAACUCGUUACUUCGUUCACCUUACCUUCCAGGAGUAUUUUGCAGCAGUAUAUUUUGCUCGCUGUUGGAUCACGGAUGUGCCUCUUGAUGUCAUCACCUUUGAAUCGGGUGACAGCAUGCUGAAAAAGCUUGAUCCACAUGAUCUUAUCCGAAUUGAGAAAUACAGUGGGCGCUACAACAUCAUGUGGCGUUUCACUGCGGGACUACUCUACAAUCUGCGCGAAGAAAGAAGACUGCUUCAAUUCUUCGAGGCGCUAGAAUCAAAGCCGCGCGACAUGCUUGGUCCUGCACAUCUGAGACUUCUUAUGCAUUGCCUUCAUGAAGUUCCGACUCAGAGGGUCCAUCCUGAUCUAAUGCUAAUCAAGUCGAAGACGGAGACUGAGCUUUCGCGGCUUAUCUCCUAUCCCGCGUUCAUCAGAUAUGAUUCAAGAGAACUCUUGUUGGUGACCGAUUUAGAGAUUCCCGAGUAUAUUCUAGGGAAAUUACUGGGAAGUUGCAGCGACAAAACUCGAUUAUAUCUUCUCAGAGCCCUCCGGAAACGCACGAGAGUAUCCCGUGAUCUAUUACGCAGUAUUGCUUCUGAUAUAACGGAAAGGGACAUCGUGUCGGACUUGCAGAAGGAAGCUCUGUAUGUUCUGGCAUGUCAUGGCGACUCCAUUCCUGAAAUAAUCAUGGGGCUCCUAGACCAUCCAGACCGUUUGGGAAACAGCGAUUCCGACAUAAUCAAAGCGAUCGGGUGGCCUUUGGCACGCUGCGCCGUUCCAACGAACAUAUUUGACAAGCUGCGCUUAAAUGAGCGAUCAUUACUAAGGCAAAUUGCUGGAUCAUGCCUGAAAAAACAGCUACCUCCUUACAAGGAAAGCUUUGAUGCGGCGAAGUUAUUGCUCCAAGACCCGGAUGUUCAAGUCAGAGACAAUGCUCUUUUAUCCUUGCGGAUGAAAAGGAACUUGCCACCAGAUAUCGUCAAAGUCCUAGCCGGCAUAGCCGAAAACCAAAGCGAGGGAUAUGGUUUGCGAAGAGGCGCAUGUACCACUCUCGGAGACCAAAACGUACUGUCAAGUGAGAUCCUAUCAACACUCGAGUCCCUGGUCACAGAUGAUGAUGGCGGUAUUGUAGAAGUGGCUGUAGAGGCUUAUUGCUGCCAUGCGCCUCUUACAGAAUACAUGCGAAGCGAGAUGCAAUCUCGUAUCACCAAUGGCAAUGCCAAAUCUCUGCAUCGAGUGACAAAUGUUCUAUGCAAGUACUCGGAAUAUGCCGAUGAUCUUCUCCAUUCACUGACGACUGAUCGUGCACGACCGUUUGUUGAAGUACCAGAACACGUAGUCGAGCCGCUGAAAAGGUUUCAUAGGCUCCCAGACCACAUUAUACAAGGCCUCAUUAACCACCUCGGGAGAGACAGCAUAUCGAAACACCAUGCAGCAAAAUGUAUUGGCUCCCAAGUGGUGCUCUCGGAACACAUUUUCCAAGCUCUAGUGGCUCUAACGAAGGACGAAGACGCAUUGAAAAGGAGAGGGGCAAUUGAAAGCCUCAUGCCUCAUUUGGAUCUUUCGUCAUCCCACACUCCUCACAUUGUUCUACCACUUCUAGAAGACCCUGUUAAAGAGGUGAGGAGCAGCGUCAUGAGCUCCCUUUCGUCCAGGACCGACGUACCAGAUACAAUUCUACGGGCUCUUUCACCUUAUCUCGCCUCGAAAAGGGCGUUUCUGACGGUGGACGCAGCAGAGACUUUGUAUAGAAACCCGAAGUUGCCACUUGAUAUUCUUGAACAACUUGUCCGGCAUCUUGACAAUUUCCAUGGUGUCUCGGCCCAGCUGCUCAUCACACAAGAAGCCUUGCCACCUACCAUUCUCGAAUCUCUUGCCCUUAUUCUUGGCGACGGGAGUGACCCUGAACGACGAUCGUUGGCGUGGGACGUAUUGAGAAAACGGGAAGACUUCUUUGCCAUGCUUCCAUUUCUGGCGGAAGAAUCAUUGAUCGUCCUGUUCAGGGGAUGGUUGACGAAGGCAAUUGAGGAAGAAAUAUGUUGCUACUUCCGGGAUAAUGUUCUCUACAUUGACCUACCUGAGCGACUGUGGGAAGUGCCGUUUGAGUGUACAGAGAGCCAAACAAAGCUUUGGGCUGCGUUGGAGAAAGCGCGAGUUGAGUUUUACACUUCCUUGCCUGAAAUUUCUUAGACGCAGGUUGGAUUUUGUUCAUGUUUGUAUACAUUCAGCAUAGAGGCUUUCUUACUUGAAUUGGAAAUAGACUACAUGGAAUUCUUCUUUUUCUCUGCUUCUAAUAGAAUGCAUAUCUUAGCUAUGGGAUGAGGUGCAUCAGAGAUACUUUAAGCUGACGGGGCUGUAGGUAGCAUCGUGAUAGAGCGUC
Molecule: messenger RNA, 5116 nt
Organism: Aspergillus ibericus CBS 121593
Lineage: Eukaryota; Fungi; Ascomycota; Eurotiomycetes; Eurotiales; Aspergillaceae
Product: NACHT domain-containing protein
Exons: 2
Coding region: 265-4926 (1553 amino acids)
Source: RefSeq, a predicted model, not a curated record